GGUGCAACUCCGCCCGUACUUAUCCAGAAACCAGGGUCACUCUACAUGCAAAAGGUGCCUGAAGCAAGUUCACAUACGCAGCCAUCAUCUCUGGAUACACCGACUAGUACAACGCCCCCCUCGCCAAGUACACCGUCUCCCUCAGCAAGUACAACGGGCCAAUCGCCAAGUACAACGUCCCCCUCGCCAAGUACAACAAACACUUCACAGACUUUUCACUUGUGAUCCGAGCUUAUUAGAUGUCGCUCAAUUGACACCGUUCACCGACAGCUCAGGGAAUCCUAUCAGUGUGUAUUGCUCCGAAAACAUAGGCUCUUGUGGAGCCGGGCUUUGGGCGCUGGUCAUGAAGAGUGUUAUGGGAAGUAAAAACUUGAGUUACGACAGCCCCUACUGGACCAACAAGUUAUCGCUGAACCCGCAGUAUGGUGGCGAUUAUCUUGCUCAAUUUGACAUGAAGCUCCCCACUUACUGGGCGACUCCCAUAACACAGGGAGUAUGCUUAUUGUUCGCAAGUUCUACGUCGAAUUCUCUUCAAAUACCCCUCACGGCCAAUUCCCUGUAUGACGUCAUAUCCGGUGGUUCCCACACGGCCACCAGUUUAGAUUGCAGCACAGAAUGGAAGAAAUUGUUAAAUACACCACCUCUCUCUGACUGCGGUACUCAAGGAUUCAACUCACAGCACUCAUCAGGUACGAAGGCGCGAAUCGGUGCGGUAGCGAGCGAUGGCAAUUCCAACCUUGGAUUUGGUCUGGCGGGGGGGUGGCUUGGUGCCGACUCUGACGUAGAAGCCUUUGGUAGCUUUACAACGGACCCUGCAUUAAGUAAAAAGAGUAAUCAAUAUUCAGUGUUUGUGAAAUGAACUGGCUUGCUUAAACAAGAAAUCAUGUCAGACGCAAUAUCAACAAUGACAACACUCAAGUCUGGUUGUUAUCUAUACAGUUGGUCCACUAGAUUUUAGAUUAGAUUAUUUCUAGCAAGGCUUCAUGUAAACAGCAGGGGACUUGAGAUCACUUGAGAUCACGUGACCUUCCUGGUGGGCAAAUUUAAAACAGAAUAAUCAAACAAAAACAAACAGAAAUGACUGAGCCUGUCACACCAGAGAACGACGGAAAAUAAAAUAUUUUAAUGAAACUAAACCUUUUUGAAAAAAUAGCAUUCUGACUUUUUUCUUAAGGGGGGAUUACAGUCACAUUGCGACCAAAAAUUGAGCAUUUUUAAAAUAAAUAUUUGAAACCUUUAAAAUAAAAGAAUAAAGGCAUGUUAUACAUCAAUGGAAUCAUGAAGGCUUUGGCUUUUAUUAUAUACUAAUGUCAUUAAUAUAUAACUAAUUUUGAGUUAAUUAUUAAUGGAGUACUUGAAGUACCACAAAAUGGCACCCCUCACUGCCCAUUUUUCUAGCGGCUUUGGUUUAUUAAAUAUUCUCAAAUCAAAGAUUAUUUUGAAAAACAAAAUGGUAGAUUUAUACAAUGAAUGAUUUAGAUUUCAAUUUUUAGGAUCCAGAAUUUAGUAACAGCUCAAUAAAAAAAUUGAAAAGGCAAAAAAAGUAAGGAUUAUUUUUUGGUGAGCAACUGAUAUUCUAAAUCAUUCAUUGCAUAGUAAAUACAUAAUAGAGUUCUCCCUGAAAAUAUUAGCCAAAAAUAUCAUUUAUUAGAGAAGUUAUGAGAAUGGGCAGUAGUUAACCCAGCGGAAAACCACAUUUUGAGAAAAUGGCCGUUAAAGUUAAAAAUCGUGAUCAUUUAGCAUUAAAUGUUCUAUACAUGUA
This is a messenger RNA of Nematostella vectensis (starlet sea anemone), 1762 nucleotides long. RefSeq lists its product as uncharacterized. The transcript is spliced from 5 exons. The record is from RefSeq and is a predicted model, not a curated record. Lineage: Eukaryota; Metazoa; Cnidaria; Anthozoa; Actiniaria; Edwardsiidae. The coding region runs from base 344 to 859 and encodes 171 amino acids.